Aspergillus thermomutatus is the source of this 2592-nucleotide messenger RNA. RefSeq names its product MutS family protein MSH4. The record is from RefSeq and is a predicted model, not a curated record. Gene Ontology annotation, cellular component: nucleus. Bases 1 to 2592 code for a protein of 863 amino acids. Gene Ontology annotation, biological process: mismatch repair; reciprocal meiotic recombination. NCBI's taxonomy places the organism in Eukaryota, Fungi, Ascomycota, Eurotiomycetes, Eurotiales, Aspergillaceae. Gene Ontology annotation, molecular function: mismatched DNA binding; ATP-dependent DNA damage sensor activity; ATP binding. The transcript is spliced from 8 exons.
AUGAUGAAAUCAUUGUCUCGUGUCUCGUCCUUUGGAGACGCUAGUUCUUUUGCAGCUCUUACCUCCAGACAGGAAAGUGAACGACCCCGGACAGCAAGACCAGCCACAACUGCCACAAGUAUUGCGUCUCAGGACAUCAUCUGUGCUGUCACGGAGACAGUCUUAUGCCAGAUCUGUGACAGUCAGACCUAUGCCAAAACUGUCACCAAGAUCGCAGUUUUCGAACCCACAGAGAUCCUUUUCAUGAACUCUGCCAGAGAAUCCAAACUCUUCUACAUCAUCCAGGAAAACAUCUCAGACACUACUUACACUUUUCUUGACCGCAGGCAUUGGUCAGAGAAGGUUGGCCACGAAUAUGUUGAUCGCUUGGCGUUUCCGCAAGAUGUUGAAACAAUCAAAAUCGCUCUUGGAGGAAACUACUUUGCAUCGUGUUGCUUGGCUGCUGUGCUCAAGUACGUCGAACUUGAGCUUGACCGGGUAUUUGCAUCACAUUCUCUGCGAAUCAGAUUCGAACCUUCCCAAGGCUCCAUGUCGAUUGACUUGUCCACCAUAGCCUCACUCGAAUUGAUUCAGAAUCUCCAGAAUGCAAAGUCGAAGGAUAGCCUCUUCGGCCUGCUCAAUGAGACUUUAACCCCAAUGGGUGCCAGGCUCCUUAGGGCCAACAUUUUGCAGCCCUGUACAGAAAAUUCGAAGUUGUUGGCAAGAUACGACGCCGUCGAAGAUCUCUCUACCAAAGAGGAUACGUUUAUCUCUGUCAGACAAGCCCUGAAAGGUUUCGUCGAUGCAGACAAAGUUCUGACGUCUCUCAUCCUCGCUCCCACAAAACGCACCUAUCAAUAUGUGGAGCAAUCAGUCAACAACGUCAUCAUGCUCAAAACCUAUGUCUCAUCAAUCAAAUCAAUAUAUAAAGCGCUUGCGACAGCUCAGAGUAGCCUUCUCAUGACUAUACGAGAGUUAUGUGCUCCAGCAGGCCACCGAGCAAUAGAACGGCUUGUUGAAGAGACAUUGAAUGAACAUGUAACGUACCAGACCAAGCCGCUUGAUCUUAGAAAUCAGCGUAUAUACUGCGUCAGGGCCGGCGUCAAUAGUCUCCUCGAUGUCGCAAGGCAGACAUAUAAAGAAGCAAAUGUAGAUGCCGCAGACCUUGUGGCCAAACUCUCAGAAUCGCACAAUCUCAACCUAGACCUCAAAUUCGAUUCGGCUCGUCAGUAUUAUAUCAGUGUGUCCGCUUCGGAGGUAGAGACUCUCCCAGAAACCUUCAUCAAUAUAUACCGCAGGAAAAACCGCAUAGAAUGCCAGACACUUGACCUCGUCAAGCUAAACCAGAAGAUUAUAGACGCGCAUAAUGAGGUCAUCAACAUGAGUGAUCAAACCAUUCAAAGCCUUAUCGACGAUGUCUGCUCGGAAAUAUCCGUCCUUUUCAGGGUGAGCGAAGCUAUAGCCAUGCUUGAUAUGCUUGCUGCUUUUGCGGAGCUUGCCACAUGCAACGAAUACAUCCGACCUGAAUUGACGGAUGUGCUCGCUAUCAAAUCCGGACGGCACCCGAUUCGGGAGAAGAUCCAUACGAAAAAGUUCAUUCCCAAUGACGCUUAUGCAACUCAGCAGUCGCGUUUCCAGAUAAUCACUGGCUCGAACAUGAGUGGGAAAUCGACUUAUAUCCGCUCACUUGCACUGAUGACCAUCAUGGCACAGAUUGGCUGUUUUGUUCCAGCAGAAUAUGCAUCCUUUCCGGUGGUCCACCAGCUCUUCGCUCGUGUCUCUACAUCUGACGAUCUCGAGGCUAAUGUCUCAACCUUCGCCGCGGAAAUGCGCGAGAUGGCGUUUAUCCUCCGUAAUAUCGAGCCGCGGAGUAUGGUGAUUGUGGACGAACUCGGCCGCGGCACGAGUACCACCGAUGGUCUUGCGAUCGCCAUCGCCAUUGCCCAGGCUCUUAUCGAAAGCCACGCCCUUGUCUGGUUCGUUACGCAUUUCCGCGACUUGGCUUUGAUCCUGGCGGAGCGCAGCGGUGUAGUCAGCCUUCAUCUAGCCGCGGAAAUCUCCCCGGAUAUAUCUCGAAUGAUAAUGCUUUACAAAAUCGCAGAAGGUCCAGACACAACGCAAUUCUAUGGCCUUGCGGUGGCAAAGCUUGUAGAUCUGCCGCCAGGUGUGCUCGAGUCUGCUCAGGCAGUAUCGGAGAAAUUGAACAAGAUAGCACAAUGCCGGCAUAGCAAGUCCAAGGCGCUCAUGCUAUCACGUAAGCGUAAUCUGCUGCUUUCUUUGAGAGAGCAACUUUUACAAGCGCGCAAUGGAACACUGGAAGGGGACGCUCUCCGGAAAUGGCUGAAAAAAUUGCAGGAUAACUUUGUACUGCGUAUGGCCGCCAUCGAGGAGGAGACGGCUGAAAUGAGCGACGAUGAAAUCGAUAAUGAUCCAGACACUGUUCCGACCGAAAGAGCACAAGAUAACUUUGAGCACCCAUCUCCCCAGGGGUGCGCUGAAGGUGCCUCUGGUGAUGAACCGCAAACUGCCAUUCUGAUCUCAUCGGCUUCUGGGGAGUCGGUAACAGAUUCCUCUUCACGGGAAAUGUCUCAUGAUGAGACCCCAGCGGACUAA